This is a messenger RNA of Echinostoma caproni, 2292 nucleotides long. The record is from the annotation of a GenBank genome assembly. Lineage: Eukaryota; Metazoa; Platyhelminthes; Trematoda; Plagiorchiida; Echinostomatidae.
AUGUUAUCUGUGUUCGCUGUGAUCGGUCGGUGCGGGUUCGCCCAANUCGCCCAAACUUGCGGUGUGGUAGCUCAGCUAUUUGACGAGUCUGCCGGAAGCUACGAAAAGGCAUUAUCCAUGCUAAGUCAAUCCACAGUACCUGAUCCCAGUCUGGUCCAAAUAGUUAACUAUGAAGAACAUCGCCUUGCUUGGCUUGUCUAUAUGGCCGGUGCUCUGAUCGGCAGUCGUGUGAACUACACCAGUUCCGAUGAUGAUUACGACGGCGAAUUGGUUUGUCGCGUGCUACAACUGAUGCGAUUGACCGCCAAUCGUCUCACCAUGUCCGCUUCCUCGCAAAACCGCCCCAGCGUUCUGGCCACCUCGGCCGGAGCCAGUCGUCUUGAGAUGGCCUCACUCAGUUUUUUCGAACAGUUUCGACGAAUCUAUGCAAGCGAAUCUGUUGGUCGCAUGUCUCGAGUCUAUCUCCGUCUAUCGGAAGUUCUGGGUUUCUCCGACGAUUUGCCUGUCCUGAGUGCGUUCGUGGAAAAGAUUCUAACCAAUCUAAAAUAUUGGACUUGUCAUGAACCCAUUUUGCGUCGCACGUUAGAUUUACUGUCAGAAUUGUCCCGGGGUUAUAGUGCAAUGCGGAAACUGUUGCGAUUGGACGGGAUCCAGUUCAUUUUGGCCAAUCACACAGAGGACAACUUUGCUUUCCUGGCUCCGAUCUCGGAUAUGCCGACUAUGUCCGCCUGUGCCCAGGCAGCCCGCUACCGAUUGCGUACCACAUUCUAUGCAUCCCUGGCUCGUCUGUUGAUGGUCGAUUUGGGCGAAGAUGAGGCGCGUUUUCUCAGUUUCAUGGCUCCCCUUACUCGCGUUGCAAACAGGCUGAUAAUGACCAUAUUGUCCGGAUCUUCGGCCAUGACAGCCGAACAGGUGAAAAACGCUGUCGUCGGAUUGGCUCGAGAUUUGCGCGGUCUAUCAUCCAGUUUGAACACCAAGGCUGCCUACCAGUUGCUUCUGGAAUGGUUCUAUCCGACCGGGUUCAAACUUUUCGGUCGAGCACUUGAACUAUGGCCUCUGGAUCCGUUGGUCAGUGUCUCGGUGCUCAAGCUUUUGGCUGAAGUUGUGCACAAUCGGAAUGGUCGAUUACUUUUCGAUUGUACCGUUCCAACUGGCUAUUUGCUGUUCACGGAACUUAGCUCGGCAUUGAAUAACUUUGGUGUGCAAAUCAUUCCUCAUACUCGAGAUGUGCCGAAACAUUCUGUUUACUCGGUCAAACUAAAACCAAUUAUGGCCGCGUUACGGGCUUUGAAAAUGUGUAUCAGUGGGAAUUUUAUCAAUUUUGGCGUGUUCAGCCUGUUCCAAGACGACUCGCUGGAAAAAGCCAUGCAAAUGGGCGUGCAACUUAUGCUCUCGAUCGAUCAAACGGACCUUCAGGAGUAUCCAAAAGUCGCGCUGGCCUAUUUCGAGCUACUCGAGUACAUGGUAAAUGAUCACAUGACUUUCGUGGCCUCGUUGGGUGAACCUGUGCUGUUGCAUUUUCUCAACACAAUUGCAAACAAUAUAUCCUCGAUCGACACAGCCAUAUCAGACAACUGUUGUCUUUGUCUGGAUUACAUACUCACACAUCUCUUCAAAUUGGUACAACAGCAGCAGCAACACCGGUCGGGUUUGAUGAAUGGGUCGAUGCACACCGGGCCCGAUUCCGAGUUGCAUCUAAUAUCACUCGAUCCCACCACAUUGUCCAUGAAUAACAGUGCAACCGGUCAAGGAUCAUCCGGACUGACUCCGGGUCAGAAGCAUCAAGGUGCAUCACGAUUUGCGGUUUGGUCGACCCGAGCUCCGGUCGCGGAGACGCAGAUGCUCGACCUGCUCAAACCAAACAGUGCCAGUUUGCUUCUCUUACGACGAAUGCUUGUGGUACUGUUGUGCUCGAUCUAUUACAUGGAGCUUCGAAGUCGAGUGAUUGCAAGUAUGCCAGCGGAUCGACAAGAGACAAUAACCAAGCUUUUUGAUAAACUCAUGGACGAAGUGGAAUUCAGUCUUGUGGGUAAAGCUCGGGACAAAUUCACCCAAAAUGUGUCCAGCUUUAAGCACGCGCUCAGUGAAUUCAUGAAGGCCAGCGGUGGCGGCAAUGUCAAUCGUACUGGUGACUCACAGGGGUCCAGUUCCGUAAUGCAAGACCAGACCAACCCCACUGCCACUAACAGCACCACAACAUCUUCCGUUGGACCGUUAGAACCGGGUGCCGGAGAGUACAUUUGUCUAAGCGCGACUAUUGCUCAGGCAGCCGGUCUGGGUCAUGUGCUCUAA